UUCUAGAACCAUGCCCGAUCUCUUCUACGGACAAUAGACGUCUCACCCUAUCCACAGGCUAAUAGAGAAGAGACUUUGGCAACAGAAGUGAUAGAAAUUGGGAGGUCUUUCAUCAAUAAUACAUUAAUACCUCCAUCCCCCAUCUCUUGCCGGUAGACAUGGCUACCGCCGCUGCCGCACUCCAAAUCUCCAGCUCUCUUUUCACUUCCGUCAUCGAUACUACAACUAUCUCACAGCCUGUGAAGCUCUGUAUCAGCUCUCCAUUUAAGACUUUGAGCGUAGCUCGGUUUGGAACUUCCUUUGCAUCUGGUUCCGCUCUUGUAUUAAAGACCUCUUAUCGAACUAAACCUGCCAGUAGAAGAGCAUUGGUUACAGUAAGAUGCGAGCAGAGUACCAAUGAAAGCAGUGGUUUGGACAUUUGGCUCGGUCGAUUUGCGAUGAUCGGAUUUGCUGCUGCUGUUGGUGUUGAAAUAUACACUGGCAAAGGAUUACUUGAGAACUUUGGGCUAACAAGUCCCUUGCCAACAGCUGCCCUUGCAGUUACAACAUUGGUGGGCGUUCUUACUACAGUUUUCAUUUUCCAAUCUGCUUUUAAGAGCUGAUUACUUGGUUUACAUGUGUUUUAUAGUAAAGUGAAAUUCUCAUGACACAUUCUUAAUUAAAUACAACUCCUAUCAUCACAUAAGUGUAUCAUGGCAGAAACACCAGUAAGCAGUUACCUGGUAUGGCGGAAGGCAGAGAGUGAACUUGCCAAGUAGACGCUUUUCAUUCUUCAUUCCCCUCAGAAUAACCUGGUUUACUAUUGUUUUCACCAGAAACAAGUUUUCAUGUAUAUAUGGGGGGCAGCCAUGGACGCAGCCCCAAAGUACAGCACCCCAAAACCAAGUUCAG
Molecule: messenger RNA, 891 nt
Organism: Cuscuta europaea
Lineage: Eukaryota; Viridiplantae; Streptophyta; Magnoliopsida; Solanales; Convolvulaceae
Source: the annotation of a GenBank genome assembly